Aplosporella prunicola CBS 121167 is the source of this 1293-nucleotide messenger RNA. RefSeq lists its product as uncharacterized. The record is from RefSeq and is a predicted model, not a curated record. NCBI's taxonomy places the organism in Eukaryota, Fungi, Ascomycota, Dothideomycetes, Botryosphaeriales, Aplosporellaceae. The transcript is spliced from 2 exons. Bases 152 to 997 code for a protein of 281 amino acids.
AGCAUCUUCGCCCUGCUGAGCACCGCCCACCCCGGCAUCUUUGACAUUCAACCAGCCCGGGCCCAUCGCCCCUCUCUCACCAUCCUUCCAGAGCGAGCCCGACCCUCUUUACGCUAUUUUGAGCUCUCUUUACACCAACAAAGCUCUCAACAUGGACUCGAUGCGCAGCCUCAACACUUCCCUGCCCUCGGCCACGUCGCGCAGGCGACCGGGCCAAACCAACGCUGCUCUGCUGCAGGCCUUCAAGACGGCCGCCCUCCAAGUCACCAACCUGUACAAAGCCGCCGCCUCCGACCGCGAAGCCACCCACGACGAGGGCUAUCAGGCAUGCCUCGAGGACAUGCUGAGCUUCCUCGACGCCGAGAACCUGGGCGUCGGCGACGGUGAGGGCUGGAGGAUACGCCAGUGGGUCACCGAGAAGCUCCAAGAAGGAACCACGGCCACGGACAGCGACGAAGAAGGCGACGAUGACAAGCGCGGGAGGAGCUCCAGCCCUGCUGCGCAAAGGCGGCCCAGCCCGGAGGCAGUGGCGUCGCCAGCGGUACAGGCGUUGCGAUCUGCCUCGCCUGCCAGAGCAGACUCGGCCCCCCCUGCCCCUGUAGCAACCGUGCCUGCGGCUGCACCAUCUCUCGAAGCAUUGGACGCCCUGCCAAAGGGUGACUUCACAUUCCGCGCGCCACAGACGUUGGACCUCGAUAUGGACGAGACGGAGCAGGCCGACUCGAACGCCGCGACCAACGCCGGAUCGCCGCCCAUGCAGAUCAACGUUUUUCCAAGACACCGCACCAAUCGCAACAGCAGCAACAACACGCACGCCCGUACCACCCACAACAGAGACAGACAGGCGGCGGCGGCGGUCGCGUCGCUUGGCAGCUUGGGAUCCGGCGCCGGCGUGAAGCGGCGCGUGCCGUUCGGCGACUAUUUUGAUAUCAACGGAUUCGGCAACGGCAAGGACGUCUUCGGAGGACACGGAUCGAAGCGCGGACGGUUCACAUAAGAGGAGGAUGCAGGCUCGAGGUUUCUGCGCCCCAGAGCACAGCCGGCUCCGGGCGAUUCGGCCCGCCACGGCUGCUGGCACCACGCAUUGGACGGAGUUACAAACGGAUGGGAUCAUUUUCACAUUGGAGGCAUUCAUUUAGAAGCAUUCUCAGGGUGUUUUCUGGGUUUGAGUGCUGGAUAGAAGGGGACGGAAACGGAAGGAAUCGGUCGGUCCACCAGGACUACUACUACUGCAACUAUUCGGGAUUUGCAUUCCAAGGAGGAGAGAGAUUCACAUAGCUAGGUAUGAUGAGU